AUGGUGAACAGACGUCAUUGGACAGUUGAAGAUGUAGUGUUCUGGGUCCCCGCUGCUUCCACAAAUACAUUUAUCAGAGGAGGCUUCGUGUUUGUUGUAGAAGUAGAGUGGAAAUGGGCCGUAGCCCGAUAUGUUCUGGGAAAGGAGAAGUGUAUUUUAGCAAAGAAGACUAUAUCUUACAAACAGUUCUUUUUCUGUUUUCAGAAUGAAAACAAAGAUGCGGAUGAACAGACUCUUAAAUCAGAACUGGAAGGCCUUAUUGAAAAAAUUAAGAAAGCUCAGGCAGAGGCCGCAGACAAAACAAUCGAAGAUAUUUGCUCAGACAUGCCAGAUAUUCCAAAAAUACCUUUGCGAACAAAGAAAAUUUUGAAAGGUCACCUAUCCAAAGUUACGGCUGUACAUUAUUGUGGUGAUAAUAGGCAUUUAGUAUCUGGGUCUUUGGAUGGAAAGCUUAUCAUCUGGGACACAUGGUCAGGAAAUAAAGUGAGAAUCAUUCCUCUCCAAUCCAGCUGGGUUAUGACAGCAUCUUAUUCACCGUCUGGUAAUUUCGUGGCUUGCGGAGGUAUGGACAAUAUGUGCACCGUCUACGAUGUGAAUUCCAGGGAUAGUACCGGAACUGCCAAAAUCAGAAGAGAAAUGAUGGGAUUCGAAGGCUUCCUGUCUUGUUGCAGGUUCUUAGACGACAACAAACUAGUGACUGGAUCAGCUGAUAUGAAAAUAAUGUUAUGGGACCUAGAAAAGGGAGUAAAGGAUUUUGAAUGUAUGGGACAUGCUGGUGACGUCAUGAGCAUGUCCCUUCACCCAGACAAAACCUCUUUCGUAACAGGAUCUGUUGACAGAACUAUUAAACUGUGGGAUAUUAGAGAUGGCGAAUGCAAGCAGACGUUUUGGGGUCAUGAAUCUGAUGUGAAUUCAGUUUGCUUUCAUUCAAGCGGAUUCUAUUUCGGGACGGGUUCCGACGACAAAACAGCCCGUUUAUUUGAUAUCCGUGCUGACCAACAAAUUGGUCUCUAUCAGACGCCCUCCAACAAAAGUGGAUUCACGUCAUGCGCUCUUUCUACCAGCGGCAGAGUCAUACUCUGCGGGUCGGAUGACUCGGCAGUCCACAGCUGGGAUACACUUAAAGCGAAGCACAAUGGAUGUCUCACAGGACACGAGAAUAGAAUAACUUCCUUAAGCAUGCCAGAUAACGGAAUGGCUCUAGUUACAGGUUCAUGGGAUUCAAGUGUUCGUGUCUGGAACUGAGUACAUACCUCAGACACUUAUACAAAUAAACAAGACGACAAGCCCUACAAAACAAAGCUGAAAGUUCUAAAUAUUCAAUACAACAAAUUAAUGAAAUGACCAAUUUUGUAGGAUAAAAAAAAAAGGCAUCAUAUAAUUAAAUUUAGUAUUCUUAUUA
This is a messenger RNA of Stegodyphus dumicola, 1402 nucleotides long. RefSeq names its product guanine nucleotide-binding protein subunit beta-2 (gene Gbeta76C). Gene Ontology annotation, molecular function: protein binding. Gene Ontology annotation, biological process: signal transduction. Lineage: Eukaryota; Metazoa; Arthropoda; Arachnida; Araneae; Eresidae. The record is from RefSeq and is a predicted model, not a curated record.